Messenger RNA from Rhodamnia argentea, 593 nucleotides. RefSeq names its product tyrosine-protein phosphatase DSP1-like. The record is from RefSeq and is a predicted model, not a curated record. Lineage: Eukaryota; Viridiplantae; Streptophyta; Magnoliopsida; Myrtales; Myrtaceae. The coding region runs from base 77 to 352 and encodes 91 amino acids. Gene Ontology annotation, molecular function: phosphatase activity. The transcript has 3 exons. Gene Ontology annotation, cellular component: cytoplasm.
UAUAUUUUUAGAUAUACAUGUUAAAUUAUCAUUUUUAUGAUUACACAAAUAAAUAAAUAAUAAUAAAAGAACUAGAAUGAAUUUACAUAAUAAUGACUAUGAAAGAAGAGAGAUACGUAUGAUGUUGAACAUUGAAAAGCGAUCACCAUGGGUGUGCUUUCAGGAACCUUUUGUAUAUAUCCCAGAGGAGAAAGUUUGUGAGGCAUUGAAGGUUUUACUUGAUGUAAGGAAUCAUCCUGUUCUAAUUCACUGUAAGAGAGGAAAGUACCACACAGGCUGUCUGGUGGGCUGCUUGAGGAAACUGCAGAGAUGGUGCCUCUCCUCUGCAUGUCCCACAUCGGUCAAGAAAUAGAGAAAGAGAGAGAAAGGUCCUUAUAAAGUGGGGCCUCAGUACAUGAAACAAUGUCGGAAGCUGGGCCGGGCGAUGGGUCAUCAGCUAGGCCUAUGGGGCUAGGGCCAGAUGUUGGUUUUAAAGUAUAAAAAUUUGCUUAAAUUAAUUUAGGGACACGCGAGUCUGAGCGUGUCCCAUUCAUUGACUGCGUGUCAAAAGUUUGGACACGCAUUGACUUUGUGUCGGGGCGUAUCCGACCGUG